GCUCAAGAAAAUCAACAUGCGCUUUCCAUCAGAAGGUCGGUUCGCAGAUGUAAGUUUUUUUGUACGGGGAUCAGUCACGACUUGAAAAAAUUAGAAGCGGACAGACUCACAUAGCGACGACUGCAAACGCCCGCACAUAUAUGAUAUACACGCGAAUGAGUACCCAACAAUUUUCAUAACAGGCUUCGCGUGACAUUAAUUUUUUUGCGCCACAACGUAAUGUAGUCAGUUUUUCGACAACUUUGAACUGAUUUUGAAAUCCGUUGUGUUUUGUCAGAACAGUUCUUCCAGCAGACCCCAUCCAUUUUAGUUUCGCAAUUCAUCGCCUUCAACAACAUUUCAUCUCACCAGAUUUAAAACUACCAACCGAACACACAGAACAUCUAGUUGGAAACAUUUAGUUUUUCCAUCUCUCAACAAAUCUCUGUCCCUUCGAGUUGUAAGACAUCAAGAUAUCGACAAGAUGGCGAUGUCAAAAGAUGAAUCCGUGUACAUGGCCAAGCUCGCUGAGCAGGCCGAGCGCUACGAUGAGAUGGCCGACUACAUGAGAGACGUACUAUAUCUUUUUCUACUCUACUCUGUAGGUGGGCGUUCGCAUGUGAUGGUUGUGCUCCUUGUUAGCGGGUCCUCAUCCUAGCAUCAGGGACGGUUAUUGCCUAAAAUGAAACUCUUACUCCUUAGACAAAAAACUUUUUCCCUCUAUCCGUAAACCCAAAAAAAUCAUACCACAGGUCUCCAAGGCUGACUCUGGAGAACUCUCGGUUGAGGAGCGCAAUUUGCUUUCUGUCGCCUACAAGAACGCAGUCGGAUCCCGUCGUGCCUCGUGGCGUACGCUUUUCUUUUCAUUAGCUAGAUUUAGACGGGAAAAUAACUUUUGUCCAUCCAUAGUUUUUUAGGCACCUUCCUCAGGGUACGGGAAAAUGACUUUUGUCCAUCCAUGGUUUCGUAUGCACCUUCCUCCAGGUAUCAUCUCCAGCGUAGAGCAGAAGGAGACAACAAAGGGAAACACUGAGGCCGCUGCUCGCGCCGCCCAAUACAGAAUGAAGGUCGAAUCCGAGCUGGACGAAAUCUGUACUUUUGGAUAUUUCUUAGAUUGAGUUUUCGGUGGUGCGAAUUCUUCUGUUUCUGUUCGACACGCUUGAAUAAUAGAAACCACCUAAAUUUUCUGUGUCACAGUAUAAACCAGGACAACUAUCUUGCGGUGAUUCUUGCUCUAGUUUGCUCUUUUCAACAUCAUUCUAAUCCUCAAUAAAUGAUCCUAAUCCUCAGGCGCAAAGAUCCUCACGCUCUUGCAAGACCAUCUUAUCACCAAGGAGAGCCCCCCACCGCCAGGCAAGGAAGAGUCCCAGGUACCAUGCUUUCCUUAGCUUCCAUCGAUUGUACCUGGUAGGACCACGUUUUUGACGAAAUCCAUAGUCUGCAAUUUGCAUCUGAUUCGAACCGCUUGAAGCAAUUUUUCUCAGGUCAUCUGACGCAUCUGACGCUCUUGCCUAUACGCUCACCCCUUCACAGGUGAGUCAACUCCUUUCCUAUCCUAAUUGAAACCACAUAUCGCCAGGUCUUCUACUACAAGAUGAAAGGAGACUAUCACCGUUACAUCGCCGAGUACAAGACCGAUGCCGAAAAGACGAAGGCCUCCGAGGCUGCAAAGGACGCGUACUUCCUCUACAACGUUGAUUAGAUGUUGAUGCUCUUAACGGCUAGUAGAGUUGCGUCUUUUUGGAAAUACUCUGAUUGACUGAUUUAAGCUUUUUGACUGUUUUUGAAAAAACUCUGAUUGACUGAUUUAAGCUUUUUUUAUCAAAAACAUAAACAAUCCAUGUUUCACAACAGGUACAAAGCCGCUAUGCAAAUCGCUGAGUCAGGACUGUUGGUUACCCAUCCGAUCCGCCUGGGUUUGGCUCUGAACUUCUCGGUACUAAUGCAUUUUCUUUUUUAAUUGAAUUUUGUGAUCCUAAAAAUCAUUAUGCAAGUAGAUCCGACAUUCCGUUAGCUUUGGCACUUUUGAGACUGCUCUUUUCUCCAUCACGAAAUAGAGCAGUAGAACUAAAAACCAUCUUGUAUCCCGACUUGUUCUGCCAACAGUGAAACUCUGAGGUGGCAGGGGAAGACGGUACUGCAAGCCUCACUGCCACAAUACUCCCACUAGGAGCUGUGGUCGAGUGACCCGCUGCUUGUGAGAAUCUCCUCUAUCAAAUAGUGCAUAUUAGUCCUAAAUUUUGGUUACAAAACGAAAAUCCCUAUCAUCACCAAUCGAUCCAACUACAGGUCUUCUACUACGAAGUGUUGAACCAGCCGGAAGAGGCCUGCACUAUGGCCCGUAAGGCAUUCGAGGACGCCAUUGCGGAACUCGACAACGUCUCCGAGGACAGCUACAAGGACUCAACCUUGAUCAUGCAGCUGCUGCGUGACAACCUCACUCUCUGGACCAGUGACGAGACGGAGGGUUAA
Molecule: messenger RNA, 2451 nt
Organism: Amoebophrya sp. A25
Lineage: Eukaryota; Dinophyceae; Syndiniales; Amoebophryaceae
Source: the annotation of a GenBank genome assembly